AUGCAGCCAUGGACCGGAGGUAGUUCCUUGUUCUGCGCUUUGCGGCCCUUGACUCGACCUGCUGUACGAUCAUUCACAACCACUUCCGUCCUUCAGCGAUCAAAGAAAUCAAGGAAGCCCGAUCCUCAACAUGGACACCCAGUGGCAGUUGGGAAAUCUCACAAGUCACUUUUCGGCCAACCCGUAGGAGCAGCCGUUCGACAAGAUAUUGCAGCCGCAAAGGGAUUCGCACAAGUGGUGGAAACAGCGCUACGUGAUCUACAGCACAAGCUGAAACAAACAGGAGAUUCACAGGAGGGGUGGGCCCAAUUCGAGCGUCAGAUCCUAACCGCGUGCAAAGCGGAUGAUUCCAAGUCGAAAAAUACCUGGGGUCCACUUCGGUCUACAAAGGUAGCGCUGCAGAAGGCAUACCUCGCCUCUGGGGCACAUGGUCUGCGGGAUGAGUUGCAAUACAUGCUUUACGCAGACAACCUCACUGCCAAGUUUUCGACACCCCUCUUGGAAGCGCAAAAACAAGUGACCGACCUUCGAUACCCAGCCGAAUGGUAUCCGCGCGCACGAUCGAUCCAACGAACAAUCCACCUCCACGUUGGGCCGACAAAUUCCGGAAAGACAUAUCAUGCUCUUCAACGGCUGAGAAACAGUAAAAAUGGCUUUUACGCAGGGCCAUUGAGAUUGCUCGCACAAGAAGUAUACCAUCGGUUCCAGUCAGAAGGAAUUCCGACUAGUCUUGUUACUGGAGACGACGUGAAGAUUCCCGAGAACGAUGUAGUACCGCGCAUUGUGAGCAACACGGUAGAGAUGGUCAGUCUAGGCCAGAACUACGAUGUUGGCGUUAUCGAUGAGAUCCAGAUGAUCGCCAAUUCCACCCGUGGAUGGGCGUGGACUCGGGCUUUCCUGGGAUGCCAGGCCGAAGAACUGCACGUGUGUGGUGAGACCCGUGCAGUGCCAUUGAUUCGGGAGCUUUGUGCGCUCACUGGAGAUCUUUUGGAAAUCCACCGCUAUGAUCGUCUGAACGGUCUGGAAGUGAUGCCACGCAGUCUGAAAGGUAACCUGCAUAACCUUCAGAAGGGUGACUGUGUUGUCGUCUUCUCCCGAAAGGGUAUCCACGCCAUGAAAGCGAACAUUGAGAAGACCACUGGAAGACGCGCAGCUAUCGUCUAUGGUGGUCUGCCAGCAGAGAUUCGGACGCAGCAGGCGAACUUAUUCAACGACCCGGACAAUGAUUAUGAUUUCCUCGUGGCAAGUGAUGCCAUUGGUAUGGGUCUUAACUUGAGCUGCAAGCGUAUUAUUUUCGACACCCUCGUCAAGCGUACUCCGACUGGCCUUCAACGGCUUACCGUGCCUGAGAUCAAACAGAUUGGCGGACGUGCUGGUAGAUACCGCCCAGCCAAUGCCAAAGAAGGAAGUGAUGACGGAGCCAAUGUGGGAUAUAUCACUUGCAUUGAAGAAGUCGAUCUUCCAUAUAUUCAACAAGCCCUAAAAUUGGAGCCUCCGCCAUUGAGUGCGGCUGGAAUUCUCCCUGCAGAUACCGUCUUCCAGAAGCUCGCUGCUUACUUCCCGACUGGUAUCCCUUUCGAAUAUCUAAUCAAGCGAGUCUUGGAACUUUCUCAAGUCAGCCCUUUGUUUUUCAUGUGCGACCCCAAAGGUCAACUGGAGAACGCUGAAAUCAUCGACACGGUGAGAGGACUGCAGAUCGAGGACCAGCUGAAAUUCAUGGCUUCUCCAAUGGACCACAAAGAUGACAGCUCGCGAGAUGUCACGGGUGCCUUUGCGGACUGCGUGUCUAAUAAUGAGAGUGGACGACUGUUGGAUAUUCCCCAUCUCAACCUGGAAAUCAUUGAACAGCCUGUUUCCGGAAGCAACGAGUAUUUGCGUGAGCUGGAGAGUCUCCACAAGGCCCUCAUUCUGUACCUGUGGUUGAGUUUCCGAUUCGGUGGUGUCUUCACUGAUCGAACUCUCGCCAGUCAUGUCAAGGAACUUGUCGAGGAGCGCAUGGUUCGUGCAUUGACUGAAUUCUCCGCCAACAAGAAGAUCCGGAAGGGUGCUUCCCUGAAGCGACAGAUUGCGCUGCAGAAGCAGUUGCUGGAACAGGAACGUCUUGGUGUUAACAAGGACUGGCUCUCCCGUCCCAGCGGUGAAGGAGAGGACGUUCAAUUUAAUCUGCCCCAAGAGGAUGCUUCGGAGACCGCAUCCCCCGACGAGGAGAGCACCUCGGGUAUGCAAGACUUGCCGACUGAGAGUGAAUCUCACAAGGAGUGA
Penicillium arizonense is the source of this 2262-nucleotide messenger RNA. RefSeq names its product ATP-dependent RNA helicase SUV3. The record is from RefSeq and is a predicted model, not a curated record. Gene Ontology annotation, molecular function: hydrolase activity, acting on acid anhydrides; ATP binding; RNA helicase activity. Gene Ontology annotation, cellular component: mitochondrial degradosome. The coding region runs from base 1 to 2262 and encodes 753 amino acids. The transcript is spliced from 3 exons. Lineage: Eukaryota; Fungi; Ascomycota; Eurotiomycetes; Eurotiales; Aspergillaceae. Gene Ontology annotation, biological process: mitochondrial RNA 3'-end processing; RNA catabolic process.